GUAGGAAAAAAAAAAAAAAAAAAAGCGCUGAAAUUAAGUCAUUAAAAAAAUGGCUUAAUAUUCUACGGAGUAUUUCAGUAUUUCCUCCUAUCUUUUCCCCUUUAAGAUCUACUCGUAUUUUACAUUUGCACUGGUUCGCUACGCCCCUAUCUCCUCCUUCGAAGGUACUCUGAUCCUCCAUUGAAGCGACUUGGGAUCUUUCUCUCAUACGUUGAAGUAGCAGAAAGCAGUUCUAUUGACCCAAGCCUUCAGUAAGAAAAUGGUUAGUGGGACCAUAUUUCAUUGUAAGAAAAAUUCAUGGCCUCGAGAAGAGUAUGUCAGCAGAAUUACUUUGCAGCUGCUGGAUUAUGACAGUGCUGCUCCACCUGAGCAAGCUUGGAGGAGGAGGUUAAACAGCCAUGCUAACAUUCUUAAAGAAUUUAGUAUUACAUUUAUGGAAGCAAUUAAGAUGGUUGGUCUUGGCUUUCGUUUGUGGUCAUAUGUAAGGGAAGAAGCAUCACAUGGAAGGAAAGCUCCUAUCGACCCUUUUAAUAAAGAAAGCACGAAGCCUUCAGCAUCUCAAGGAGUACCGCUGGGAGGAAUGGGAAGUGGCAGCAUUUCUAGAGGUUUUAGGGGAGAAUUUAGGCAGUGGCAAAUUAUCCCUGGUUUAUGUGAGGGUUCCCCUGUCAUGGCCAAUCAAUUUUCUAUUUUUAUAUCUCGUGAUGGAGGAAAUAGAAGAUUUGCAUCAGUUUUGGCCCCAGGGCAGCCUGAAGGUUUAGGCAAAUCUGGUGACCAUGGUAUAUCUUCUUGGGGUUGGAAUUUGAGUGGCCAGCAUUCAUCUUAUCAUGCUCUGUUUCCAAGGGCAUGGACAAUAUAUGAUGGUGAACCUGAUCCUGAACUGAAGAUAUCUUGCCGUCAAAUAUCUCCCUUUAUACCUCAUAACUAUAAGGAUAGCAGUCUGCCUUCUGCUGUCUUUGUUUAUACAUUGGUAAACAAUGGGAAGGAAAGGGCUAAAGUCAGCCUUCUUUUCACCUGGGCUAACUCUGCUGGAGGAGUCUCCCAUCUAUCUGGAGAGCAUGUGAAUGAACCAUUCAUAGGUGAAGACAACGUUUCUGGUGUUCUCCUGCAUCACAAGACUGCAAAGGACAACCCACCGGUCACUUUUGCUAUAGCUGCUUGUGAAACACAGAAUGUAAAUGUGACUGUCCUCCCAUGCUUUGGUUUAGCGGAGGUAAAUUGUGUUACAGCAAAGGACAUGUGGUCAAAAAUGACACAGGAUGGGCAAUUUGAUCGAGAGAAUUUUAAUGCUGGACCGAGCAUGCCAUCCAUGCCUGGAGAAACUCUUUGUGCUGCAGUUUCAGCUUCUACGUGGGUGGAGCCUCAUGGAAAGUGUACUGUUGCGUUUGCUGUUGCAUGGUCUUCCCCUAAAGUGAAAUUUUUGAAAGGAAGUUCUUAUUACAGGCGGUAUACAAAAUACUAUGGUACAUCUCCACGAGCGGCUGAGGAAUUGGUUCAUUAUUCACUGACCAACUAUAAGAGAUGGGAGGAGGAAAUUGAGAAAUGGCAAGACCCAGUGCUGAAGGAUGAUAGAUUACCAGAAUGGUACAAAUUUACGCUGUUCAAUGAAUUAUACUUUCUUGUAGCAGGCGGGACUGUUUGGAUAGACUCUAUGGAGCCAGUUGGAAGUUCAUUAAAUGACAAACAGCAGCCAACAAAAGAUGAGAGCACAAAGACUACUUUGACAGAAAAGAUAGACACUGAAGGUUUGGUAAUGGAGCUUAGAAAUGGAGCAAAUCUUGAUAAAGCUGAUGAUGGAUUAAGGGACCAUGGAAAAGGACAUGUCUUAGAAGAAGAGACAGUAUUACCCUUGAAAAAAGCAAAACAAUCAUGUUCUUUGACUGAAACCCAGGAUGAGUGUGAUGAUGUGGGUAGAUUUCUUUAUUUGGAGGGGGUGGAGUACAUAAUGUGGUGCACAUAUGAUGUACACUUCUAUGCAUCGUUUGCUCUUCUUGAUUUGUUUCCCAAAAUCGAACUUAGUAUUCAACGUGAAUUUGCCAAAGCUGUCUUAUCCGAGGAUGGUAGAAAAGUAAGAUUCCUUGCAGAAGGUAACUGGGGAAUUCGCAAGGUAAGAGGAGCUGUCCCUCAUGAUCUAGGAACACAUGACCCGUGGAAAGAGAUGAACGCUUAUAAUAUACACGAUACAAGCAAAUGGAAAGAUUUGAACCCUAAAUUUGUACUUCAGGUCUAUCGAGAUUUUGCGGCGACAGGAGACAUGACAUUUGGAAUUGAUGUUUGGCCUUCUGUUCGUGCUGCCAUGGACUAUAUGGACCAAUUUGACUUGGAUGGUGAUGGUCUUAUAGAGAAUGAUGGAUUCCCAGAUCAGACAUAUGACACUUGGACAGUUCAUGGUGUCAGUGCUUAUUGUGGCUGUUUGUGGCUUGCAGCACUUCAAGCUGCAGCAGCUAUGGCUUUCCAAUUAGGAGACGAGGAAUUUGGUGAAAAAUGCAAGAGAAAAUUUAUAAUGGCUAAACAUGCAUUUGAAGCUAAGCUGUGGAAUGGCUCUUAUUUCAAUUAUGACUCUGGAUCAAGCAGUAACAGCAAAUCUAUUCAAGCAGAUCAAUUAGCUGGACAAUGGUAUACAGCUUCGUCUGGGUUGCCUAAUCUCUUUGAUGACCUCAAAAUCAAGAGCACCUUGCAGAAAAUCUUUGAUUACAAUGUCAUGAAAGUUAAAGGAGGUCGGAUGGGUGCUGUGAAUGGGAUACAGCCCAAUGGAAAGGUGGACGAGACCUGCAUGCAGUCACGUGAAAUUUGGACUGGAGUUACUUAUGCCGUGGCUUCUACAAUGAUUCUCGCAGGAAUGGAGGAGAAGGGCUUUUCCACUGCAGAAGGGAUUUUUAUUGCUGGCUGGUCUGAAAAUGGAUUUGGAUAUUGGUUUCAAACUCCAGAGGCGUGGACACUAGAUGGCCAUUUCCGAUCUCUGAUAUACAUGAGGCCGUUGGCAAUUUGGGGUAUGCAAUGGGCAUUAUCCAUGCCUAGAGCAGUUCUUGAACCGCCUGAGAUAAGCAUAAUGGACAGGAUUGAUAUGUCUACUUUGACUUCAAGAUCCACUCGUACUGAGGCAGAUGGAAGAAAGGCUUCAAGUAAACAGAAGGGUUUUUGGAACUCAAUGUUUAGUUGUACAUGUUAAAUAUCCGUGUAUAUUGGCAUUUCUUGAAGAAUGUUAGGUUCUAUGUUAUCUUCAGUCUACUUUACAUCCAUCAGUUCUGUUGAUCAUACUUGUCUCUACCAGAUUUGGUUAUUUCAAAAUCGUAGGGGUAAUAAGCGGAGCAAGAUUUUUCAAAGCGAAGAAUACAGUAGAAUCACUCCUCAUCAUACAGUAUAAAGGGCAAAGUUAACAAAAUGCAGCUGCAGGAAUUUUUCAAUGUAAAAACUGUUAUGUUCCUUUUCUUGUUGUAAGCUGGUUGUUUGCCAGAAUAUGAGCUAUCAAUGUACAGUAUAAGCAACAUCAUUGAUUGGUUUAUAUAUAUAUAUAAAAUUUAUUAUCUUGUUGGGGAUGAUUUUCUA
Molecule: messenger RNA, 3543 nt
Organism: Chenopodium quinoa (quinoa)
Lineage: Eukaryota; Viridiplantae; Streptophyta; Magnoliopsida; Caryophyllales; Amaranthaceae
Product: non-lysosomal glucosylceramidase-like
Exons: 19
Coding region: 260-3166 (968 amino acids)
Biological process (GO): carbohydrate metabolic process; glucosylceramide catabolic process
Cellular component (GO): membrane
Molecular function (GO): glucosylceramidase activity; beta-glucosidase activity
Source: RefSeq, a predicted model, not a curated record